Messenger RNA from Heterostelium album PN500, 705 nucleotides. It is a transcript of the gene pitA, whose product is annotated as phosphatidylinositol transfer protein 1. NCBI's taxonomy places the organism in Eukaryota, Evosea, Eumycetozoa, Acytosteliales, Acytosteliaceae. The coding region runs from base 1 to 705 and encodes 234 amino acids. Gene Ontology annotation, biological process: phospholipid transport. Gene Ontology annotation, molecular function: phosphatidylinositol transfer activity; phosphatidylcholine intramembrane carrier activity; phosphatidylinositol binding. The record is from RefSeq and is a predicted model, not a curated record. Gene Ontology annotation, cellular component: cytoplasm. The transcript has 4 exons.
AUGGUAUUAGUAAGAGAAUUUCGUGUAAUUUUACCAUUGACCGUUGAGGAGUAUCGUGUUGGUCAAUUAUUUUCGGUUGCCAAGACCAGUCAACAAGAGACUUCAGGUGGUGAAGGUGUAGAAGUACUAAAGAAUGAGCCAUACAAGGACGAUCAAAAUGAAGGUCAAUACACUGAGAAAAUCUACCAUUUGGGAGCUCGUUUACCAGGUUGGAUCAGAGCAUUGAUUCCAUCGAGUGCAUUGAAAUUAGAAGAGAAGGCAUGGAAUGCUUACCCAUAUUGCAAAACCGUUUUGAAAUCACCAUUCUUGGGUGAGAAAUUCACUUUUAUCAUUGAAUCACGUCAUGCUCAAGACAAUGGAACUCAAGAAAAUAUUCACAACCUCCCAGAAAAGGAUUUAAAAAAUAGAGAAGUAGAGUUUGUUGAUAUCACCAAUCCAGUAGACAAAAAAGAGUACAAGCCAGAGGAAGACCCAACUUUGGUUAGAUCUGAAAAAGCAAAUCGUGGUCCAUUAAAGCAUGGUUCUUGGAGAAUUGAGCGUGAUCUCUUUAUGAAGUUCCAUCGUCAAGUAUAUUGUUGGAUGGACGAGUGGUUCGGUUGGACAAUGGAAGAUGUUAGACAGUUUGAGGCAAAGACCAAAGAGAAUCUCGACAAGAAAUUGGCAUCUGGAGAGACCGAUCCAAAUGCUUCAAAGAUUUCUGAUUAA